Messenger RNA from Mizuhopecten yessoensis (Yesso scallop), 8423 nucleotides. RefSeq lists its product as uncharacterized. The transcript has 15 exons. The record is from RefSeq and is a predicted model, not a curated record. NCBI's taxonomy places the organism in Eukaryota, Metazoa, Mollusca, Bivalvia, Pectinida, Pectinidae. Gene Ontology annotation, molecular function: guanyl-nucleotide exchange factor activity. The coding region runs from base 1476 to 5432 and encodes 1318 amino acids.
UGCAUGAUAAGGGAUAGGGGAACCGGAAGAGGAGACAACUGCAUGAUAAGGGAUAGGGGAACUGGAAGAGGAGACAACUGCGUGAUAAGGGAUAGGGGAAUUUGAGGAAGAUAGUACUGUGUUAUAACGGACAUGGGACCUGGAGGAGGAGACAACAGUGUAAUAAGAUAUAGGGGAACUGGGGGAAAGACAACUGUGUAAUAAUCGGUGUGGGUACUGGAGGAGGAAACAACUGUGUUAUAAGUAAUGGAGGAACUGGAGGAGGCUGGUUGAUAAGGGAUAACGAAAAUGGCGGAGGAGAUUGUGGUUAGGAUGUAGCAACAGUUAUUUGGUUAACCUGGAAUUAUUGUAGCCAUGAUGUGAAAGUUAGAUAAUUGUCUGUAGAAAGUGUCUGAUGACUCAUCUCUCUACAUUCCUAUCCAGCAUUUAUCUGAGGAACAGUUUGGGCUGGACGGGAUGGAUUGGCAGCUGAUCAGGUCUCUGUUUAAUGGCUCUGCAGUAGAGGCUGAUUGUAUAUACACUGUGUACCCAAAUAGACUGACUACCAGGCACAACACAAUCUACUGGCAAAUACUACAAUAAGUUAUGAAGCAUAGUGUUGGAUGUGGGUUAAGAAGUUAGCGAUAUAGAGUACAAAGAUGUUCCAAUCUAAAUUAUUUGAUGGUACUUUUAAACCUACAUUGAGUGAUUGAAGUUGAUUGACGUCUUUAGAGAGUUUCGUCUGUAUUGCCAAUUCUGGAAUGUAGAUUCGUUUCUGCGAGAGUUUAACGAAUUUACUGCCGCAAAAGUAUAUAGCCUUUAGGAGUGAUACGUUAAUAGUUUUGGCUUCCCCAUCUCUAUAAACUAGCUACUGGACAUAACGUAACGUGCAUCAUCUGAGUGACUCCGGACAGCUUCAGAGGAAGAGAAUGUUUAAUGUUUCCACUGCUCUGAGGACUUUGGUAACAGCAGUAUACUAGAAUUGUAUUACGUUCCACAUAAUUCAUCAUAUGGAUUGUGAUAUGGAUAAAAAAAAAUACCUGUUCUAGUUUGACAUACAGUGUAAGAUACAACAAAACGCUGCCUACACAUGUACAGGUCAGUUUGGUCACGGACCAAUUUUCAAUAUUUUAUUAUAUAGCAACUGAAUUGUGCUGACCAUUUGAGCACAAACAGGAAUGAAGAAAUUUAAUGGUAUCACAUAUAUCUACAUUGAACUUGUAUACUGCAGAUGUGAAAAUAGACAAUACCUCACUUGAUAUGGCUUCAUUGAAAUCUCUAUUGCAAUUAAGUCAAACAUGAUUUAUCUAUGGACAUGCAUGGUUCCAAAUGAUACCACCGGAUUAAUAAGAACUACAGGACAACUACAACAUAUCCACUGCCCGUGGGCAUCAUAAUUAAGGGGGAUAAAAAUGUUGAAACCAUUUAAAAUCUGUCAAUCGCUUUUAAGACCAUAUCCUACCUUUGUUACUGGAUAACUGACAUAAUACCUAACAAUGGGCCGAUCAGCAGGUCGUAAAGACUCCAGAAAACACGACCACAAGUCGCCGGGUGCUUCCUCCUCCCCAGACGUAUGGUGUAUUUUCAGGGUUAGGGGCGGGGCUCGUUUAUCAGACACGCAGAGAAUAUCAUGUUGUGACAAAGCCACGGGUGUAUGUGAGGGAGACUUGCCAAAACGGCGUUGUUGGCAGCGAGGGAGGAGAUGUUGCGAGGACAAUGAAUUUUCUGAUGACAAGGAGGACAUCUACACAACUGCUGGGGAAUCGUCUGAUAUGGAUGACAGUUCAGCAGAAAAUAGCUAUUGCUCCUACACAAACAGUGCCACCAUGGACCAAAUGGAGCUAGAAGAGCAGUUAGCCCUGGUCCAGGAGAUGGUCCAGGAGAUGAAGACAGGUUUUGCUACAGCAAUGGAAGAGCUAGCCAACAUUCAAUUUGGGGACCAAACCUUACAACAACAAAUGGUUACUGACCGGUCAGAAAACAGACAGAGGACUGUGGAACUGACGGACGCAGUACAGUCCUUAAAGGUUGAAAUUGAGAACCUGUCUGGUCAGUUAAAGGAAGUGUCCGAGGCUCAAAGGUCACUGGAGGUCAAAGUAGACAAUGUCAAGUCCUUCGACAAAGAGGCAUUCCUGGAUGAAUUGCAGAAUCUGGGAGUUGUAAAUGACCAGGCCAGGUACCAGGUACCGACCAGUACGAGAAGUAGUGAGGUUCAGCCCAAGGAUGUGUCCCCUCUAGUCCACCCCUAUUUGGCCAGUCUCGCACAGGACAAAGGGGAUGACUCGGACGCCCAGUCAGUGACGGCCCUGGCCUGUAAGAGUCUGAACCUGUCACAGGCAUUACACGAAAAGUGCUUACACUUAGACUUGUCUGCCUCCAGUGAUGAUGAUGAAACAAUUCGCCAUGCCCAGAAUGCAAGACUGGCACUACUCAACCCUGAUACCAUUCACCUUUCCGAGGCCAAAGCACACUUUUCUAAGAAAAUCCCUCCACAUGAGAAAGUUCUGGAAGAAGUUCAGAGAGAGAAAUGUGCCCAGGAGGCCAUCAAUGCUGAGAGAUCCUACUGCUCACAGUUAUGGACCCUGAUUGACGCAGUUAUACGACCCCUUCGCCAGGAGGAGCUCAUGGCACAACGAGAUCUCAACACAGUCUUUCCGUCAUAUCUUCCACACCUGUAUGAACAGCACUGUAUUAUGCUACGAAAGAUGGAGGAGCGUAUGCUUAAGUGGAAGUACACUGGCUUAAUCGGAGAUGUAUUUGUCAAGUUUACAGACGCCCAGGAGGGGGAGGGUCUGUCUGUGUACAAAGACUACAUCAACGAUUUCCCUACAGUGAUUAGUAACAUGAACUACUGGUUCACACAGUCUGCCCGCUUCAGAGAUAUUAUGGGGAGCUCCAGCUUGGCUACUUCUAGUGUGAUUCCCUUACUGCUGGCUCCCCUACAACAGAUACCCAAAUACUCACUCCUCAUCAAGAACAUGCUUAAACACACGGAACCCGACCACCCAGACCGCUACUACCUAGACACCGCUCUGACUCGGCUCAAGAGUUUCCUAGGCAUGAUGAACAAUGACCUUGAGCAUGCCAUGCAGUUCAUGAAUGUCAACAAGGAUCCUAUUGAUAGGUCUCGUGAUUAUGGCAAUUCCAUACGAUCUCGUUCGAGCGGCAGUAGCUGCGAAGCGAACCAAGUGUCAAGUGCAAGAGACAGUGGUAUACAUUCCAAUGGGGAAGAUACUUUACUACGGCAGCCUGCCUCUCCAAACACCACCAGGAGGUAUGUCUUGCAGGUGUUGCGGGACCGUCGUGAAAGAGAGGCUGUAGAGAGUCUCAAUGAGAUCAGAGAGAGACCAAGGUCAGCCAUUCCUGUGCGGUCACAUGUUCUGGGCUACGGAAGCCACCCUGACCUUACAACACGUGAACUCACAGAGUUUGUGUCAGGAGGGACCAGGGACCUUCCAUCAUAUGCUCCGUACCAAUCUGCAAGCAAGAUGUACUCCUCUAUGACCAAAAUUCAGCAAACAAGAGAUCCACCAAAAAGUCCAGAGAAGCCUCCUCGCAAGAUAAAGAUUCGGAGACGACCAGAUAGUCAGAAAAGUUCAAUGAGUUCUAAUUCUAACUAUCUCAGGCCAUUGACACCUCACCUUCCAUUUAACAGUACAUCGAGACAGGAUGUUUACAAUGAGAAUGACAUUCCACGCUCUCACUCUGCAAACAGAAGACUGCGAAGUAACCGACCAGCUUCAUCUAUAGAUUUCACAGGUGGUGAUUCAGAAAGGAGAAAUAAAAUGAUUGAACAAAUUUCUUUUCAUCCCCCUGUACUUAGCACUCCCAGGGAUCACGCAUCUGACGGGAGGAGUCAUAGUGAACUUCAUUUAUCUCUUCAGCGUCUCAUGGCAGAGAGGGAUCGGUCAGAUGCUCUGGAAAAUGACCGCUACGAUAGACCAGUCAACCACUUCCAACCACUAGAUGUAAGCUCUGUUCACUCAUCAGAAGUGAGAGAAAGUUAUCCUCAGCACAAUCAAAGGAGCUCAAACUAUGGACAGGAAAUGCAUCAGCAGCAGGAGGACUAUGGGAUAUUCGGGGAUGAUGAUGAGGAGGAAAGCUAUCAACAUAGUCCUCGAGACAUUGUGACUUCUCAAAGAUCAAGGCCACGAGACACUGAGGUGUUGGGAAGUGAUAGGAACUUUGUUUCGGCAGACAGUGGUCUACAUUUAUCAAGAUCAGGGAAUGUAGGCCCCAAGGUAAUGAGUGGAGAGCAACUGGCAGCAUCGCUAGCCCUCAGUCUUGGUGACCAAAUCUCAACAGAGGAGGAGGAUUCUACCUCCAGUCAUGACCAUGCACAUCUGAACUCUCAUGGCCAACAAGGAUCAAUGCAUCUAUUAUCUAGCCAGGCAGUUAGCAGUAAUGAACAGUUAGAUCAUACACCACGGGCUACAGAAAGGGUGGAAAGUUCAAAUGGGAGCCAUAAGCUAGAGCCAAGGAAACCUGCAAGGGGAGUAAACUCUGUGAAAAGGAGCUCAGUGCAGAGUAGUUACGAUAAAGGUGAAGUGGUCGGUGACAGUGUCAUCCAUGUUAUAAAUGACAGCAGUGAUAACCCAAGACUCUCUCAUCCAAGUGGUAUACCGAUAGACCUGAAGACAGACAAUAAUAUCAACCAAAGUAAUAUUAACACAUUAGAGAGAGCAAGGAAAUAUGUUGUUCCUGCUGAAAAACCAUCAGAGGAUACUAUGCCAAGACAACAAAUACCAACCAAAUUACGAACAAGUUUUUCUGACAUUAAUAGAAAUGAAUUGAAAGUAAGUAGUGUUGACAGUAAUAAUGUAAUAAAACGAACCGCAUUACCGGUCGCCCAACAGUCUCAACGAACUGGUUUGUCUCCUAGUAAUGCUGAUGGGACACACAUCCCCACCAUCAGAGGUCGCCGUGGGUCAGCAAGUGUGGAGAGAACUCCCAAAAAGUUACCAGUGGUCAUGGGUCGACUUAGUCAGCCCAACCUCGAGCAGAUGACGGCAGGGGCCAAGUUUCCAUCUCCUCCAGUCAGCCCCACAAAGAUGACAGCUAAGGACACAAAGAUCCCUCUUUAUACCCCUAACAGGGCUAAGAAGGACAGAGCUCCUAUGUCCCCUAGAGACCCUAUGUCAAAGUCAAAUGAGGACAUUUCCAAGCUCAAGAAGAAGACGGGGGGGACUGCUUUCAAGCAGUCCAUCAAGAACUUCUUUGGGAGGAAAAGGAAGAAGGCCAAGUAUGAGUUCCAGGACACGGACUCCUACACAGAUAUCAAUGGAUGUCAUGAUGGUGAGGUUCAAAUCCAGGUGAUACGGGACGCAGAUGAGGACGAUGCAGAGUAUAGCGAGGAAAAUAUUCAAAUAGCAACAAAUUUCUUCCCAGCAACGUCAUCGUAUGAACUCGAAAAUUCCUACGAUCAUGAAGAAUCGGCCAGUAGUACAGUGUGAUAAACAAAGUACACAUACCGUGUGGUUAACAUUGAACAAAUAGUGCGGGUAAAUGUCCUAUAAACAGCAUUGUCAAGGUUAGCAUGUAAGCAUUAUUUCAUUGUCAUAAGGAAACUGAAUAUAUCAUGGAAUCACUUGUUGUAUAGGUCUUGUUCCACAUGGUUAGUUGUCUAGCUCCAACAUACUUGUCACAAACUCGGCAUCAUAAGGGUUCACACACGAGCACUAAGACUUUCUCAAAGACAGAAGCCGAAAGUCGCUCAUAGACCGUUACUCGAAAAGUGCCAGUCGUGUUAAGAACAUUAUGUUCUAUGGGACAAGACUUGAUAAAACCUCAACUAGGAAAGGAUAAGUUUUGUGAGGACCACAUGCUUUUGAGCUCCAGUCUUAUCAAGACCAACAUAUAACAAAGACUUCUUUUUCGUAAGACCACAACCUCAUAUCUCAGAAGUGCUAGUCUACAAAUAGACUAACAAAGAUCACGAUUUCGUAUGUGCAUUUUACUAAUCCUGCCAAUACCACGAUUCCUCAGCUUUACAUAAUAAGACCAGAUAAAUGUAUAACUGCGUCUUUAAUUUAUUGGUGUUUCAUUAUUUUUUAUUUUUGUACAAAAGAAAGUAACAUAUCUAGAACAUUUUGAGAGGCGAAAUUAUCUACUAAUAGCACAGCAUCAUAGAAGAUUUGUAAUACACAAAUGAUGUAAAGUCUUUUCGUGAAAGUUGUCAGGAUAUGUAUAUGAUGCAGGAUCUACAUGUGAAAGUUAUGGGCCACUACAAAAGCCUUUUUCAUCAAUUUCGUAAGACUGAAAUGCGAAUAAAAACCUGAGAAUUUUGUAUCAUGGGUAUCAUGGGUGUUGGUGAGUGUGUCUGUAUGAUAGGUAUUCUGUUUUCAUGCAAGGCUACUAACCUUUUCUGUCAUCAAUCAUUUUACAAAAAAGGUGCGUUUUAUUAGCUUCAGAUUGGGAGAAAGACGGCCGAAAACGAUCAUUUGAUGAAUGAACACACCGCUGAAUUAUUAAAUACCAAAAUCCAUGUUAUCAGGGACGUAUAAUGCUCUACAUACUGUCCCUGAUGUUAUAUAUCAUUUUAUGAAACUCAUCGAAUAUUUAGUAAAAGGUUUUUUAGCUGAACAUGUUUGAUAGUCAUUAAAACGUUGUUCAAAUGCGUGUGAUUAUUAAUUGACAAUCUCGUGUGAAUAUUAAUUGACAAUCUUGCGUGAUUAUUAACUGACAAUCUCGCGUGAUUAUUAAUUGACAAUCUCGCGUGAUUAUUAAUUGGCAAUCUCGUGUGAUUAUUAAUUGACAAUCUCGCGGCGUGCAUUCAUUUUCAAUUGAAUAAUGUCACACAUUGUAUGCACAUUUGUUGUAAUAUCACUUCCGUGACCAUUUUGUCUUUGUACGGUGGUAUUGCUGACCAAGAGCAUGACUCCUUAACCCACCCUACCCACUGCUUGGCAUUGUACUUGACAUGUCCAUCUUUGAAUUUCGUGUCAUUUGAUAAAAUAUACUUUCAAAGGUGGACUUGAAUAAAUCGUCCUUUCGCUACUGGUAUCAUUUAGACAUAUUUCAUAGGGAUUGGGCACAAGUUCUGACAACUUACUAGCCCCUCCCCCGACAGUAUAAUAUACAAUUGCUAUAGAUAGCACGUGGGUACAGGAGAUUUGAACAUGCAUUCAUUAUAAUUGACAUGUCACUGCUAUGUUCGGAAGGUAUCAAUAAUUAAAAUGUAUUGGCUUAUAAUCGGAAAAACAUCAUAAUAAGUUUGGGAAAAAGUACCGGUACUAUAGUAAGUUUGACGCUUCAUUACUCUAUGUGUGAAAAUAUAUUACCAUAUAUACAUGUAACAACCUACGGCCCUUCGACUAUAUGAGCCUGUACCUCGUGUACGAUUCUAUAUUGAUGAAAGGUAUUGUCGGGGUAUUUGCUUGUGCUAAUUAUUUCUACGUCAGCACACUGCUCUCUCCCUCAAUCUUCCUUUUCCAUUCCAUCAGUCUAUCAACCCAUACACAUGUAGACAACGACGUUUUUGUUGGAACGUUGAUAUGGGUAUUUGCUCAGUGAUACUAUUUCAUUAAGUGCAAAAGGUGUAAAUGUAAAUGACAAAGAGAUCAAGGAUACGUUGACACUUUCCAAACAUACAUGUUACAGUGUGUUCAUUAGUUUUGUCAUCAGUGUGUGGAUCGAUCCAUCAUUAACACGUUCCACCAUACAAAGUCCAGCCUGUGACGUGAUCCAGUUAAUUGUGUCUCUGUUGGCGGAAGUCCAGCGUGUGACGUGAUCCAGUUAAGUUUGUCUCUGUUGGCGCUAUGUGUUGCUAAUCAUCAUACAUCUUAACGUUUUUGUUUAUUUCUUCCAUAUCUAAAUAUCAGAUAUGAGAUAUACUUACUGCAUUGUCUCAUCCAAAUCUCUAACGUCAAUAGAUGUCAUUUGUGAUCUAAUACUCGGAUGAAUUCGAAGCUGUUUGGUGUAAAGGUUCAUUGUAAACAUAUUACAAUUAAUUCAUGUACAUACACAUUUUGAUAGAUGAAAUUUACAUAAUGUCUGAAAAUUGUCUAACUCUAUAUUUUAAGAUAUACCGUGCUAAUGAUGCUAUUUCACCAAUAUUAAGCUAGAGUGUGUAUACGUAUUGGAUAGACAUAGCCAAUGCUGUGUCGAGGUCAAUCAAGAUGAAAUAUCUAUUAUUUUUGGAAUUUACAUUAUUUACAAAUGUAUGUUAUAAACUUCAGUAAAAAAGGGAGAUAUAUAUUUUUAAAUGGAAAUAAAAAAACAGCUGAUAUUCAGAUGAAUGCCAAAGAGUGUCUUUAUAAGGUACAAUAUGAUUUACUCUUUACAUUGUUCGUCAUAAUAGAGGAUUUUUUUCAAGAAUUGUAUUAUGCAUAACUGUUAUGUGUCUUGGAUGCUGGUAUUAUUUUGUUACUAUAGAUCCAAAAUGAGGAAAAAGCUUAUGCCAACUCAUUAACUUAUCUUAUAUUGAAUAAAAGUAUCAAGAAAAC